GGAAAGGGAGGAAGCGUGAGACUGAGGUCAUGGUCACAACUACAAGGCAAAGAAGUUCUGCUGCUACAUCUGCAGCAAGAGCAACCCCCCCUUCAACGGUGUUAUAACUGAGGGGUAUGAUCUUGAGGGAGUGGACAUGUACAGGGUUUGUCUGACAGAAAGACAAAUCACACCUAUACAUGUCUGUGUGAUGCUUAAUACACCAUAAAAUCACCCCCAUACCACCACAUGACAUGGCAUUAAAGGUGUGAACAGAUCAUUUAUCAACAAUGCACAAGUUUCUUUGCGAAUUUGCUAUUUGAAGUAGCGGGAGAAAUUGCUCCCGGCCCAGUUUGUGCAUCCAAAAUCAACGUUUUAGGUCCUUGAGCGCGCUUGUGAGGCACAGAUAAGGGACACACACCCACGUCCUUGAGACACACAUCGCAGAUAAGUGAGGCGACCAAACAAACUGUCAGAAAGUACACCCGCUCUCAGUCAGUCCUGGCUGUAAAGAUGGGCGUGUGUGUGUCUCUGCCAGAACCGGUGAUCAUUGACAAAAUGCCUCCAGAGCAAGGAGACGCGCUGCUGGAUAAGUUUAACCAGGGGAGCCUGCCCAACGGGAAAGAGGCCACCAAAGAAGAGGGCCUGCAUGCCAGGGGCCAGUGGGCCAGCAAGGCUGAGUUCCUCCUGGCCGUGGCGGGCCAGAUCAUCGGCCUGGGAAACGUCUGGAGGUUCCCUUACCUCUGCUACAAGAAUGGAGGAGGUGUGUUCUUUGUACCGUACCUGCUGUUCCUGGUGCUGUGCGGCAUCCCCCUGUUCCUCAUGGAGACCUCACUGGGACAGUUCACCAGCCUGGGAGGGGUCAGCGCCUGGAGGACUAUCUGCCCAUUAUUUGGAGGUCUCGGUUAUGCCAGCCAAGUGAUGAUCCUUCAUGCCUGUGUGUACUACAUCGUCAUCCUGGCCUGGGCUCUCUUCUACCUGUCCUACAGCUUCCAGGCGGAGCUGCCCUGGUCACACUGUAACAACACAUGGAACACCGAGUCUUGUGUACUGUUCAACCACAAUCAGACAGGCAAUGUGAGCAGCGUGCCGGAGAACGCCACCUCCCCUGUCAUGGAGUUUUGGGAGCGGGAGGUGCUCCGUCUCUCCAGCAAUUUAGACGAGCUGGGACCAAUCAGCUAUAAGCUGGCUCUGUGUCUGGCCGUCGUCUGGCUCGUCUGUUACUUCUGUGUCUGGAAGGGAGUGAAGUCCACCGGAAAGGUGGUGUACCUGACAGCCACCUUUCCAUAUGUCAUGCUGUUUGUGCUGCUGGUGCGCGGUGCCACCCUGCCCGGGGCGACCCAGGGCAUCAUCUACUACCUCAAACCCAACCACACCCGCCUGGCGGACCCACAGGUAUGGAUGGAUGCAGGUACCCAGAUAUUUUUCUCAUAUGGGAUCUGUUUGGGAAGUCUGACAGCCCUCGGCAGUUACAACAAAUACAACAAUGACUGCUAUAAGGACUCUUUCGUCCUGUGCCUCCUGAACAGCUUCACCAGCUUCCUGGCAGGUUUUGCCAUCUUCUCUGUGCUGGGCUUCAUGGCUGAGGAGCAGGGUGUGGACAUAUCCACCGUGGCCCAGUCAGGGCCGGGCCUUGCCUUCAUUGCCUACCCGAGAGCUGUAGCCAUGAUGCCUGUACCCCAGCUCUGGGCUGUCUGCUUCUUCCUCAUGAUCAUUAUGCUGGGACUGGACACACAGUUUGUGAGCCUGGAGGCCCUGAUGACGUCGGUGUCUGACCUGUAUCCUCAUCUGAUCCGACGAGGCCACCGCAGAGAGCUGCUGCUGCUGUUUGUCUGCAUCGUCUGCUUCCUGCUCGGGCUGGUCAUGGUCACGCCGGGUGGCCUGUAUGUGUUCCAGAUCUACGACCACUUCUCCUGCAGUGGAGCCAGCCUGCUGCUGCUCGCCAUCUGCCAGUCUGUGGCCAUCGGCUGGAUUUACGGAACCGACCGCUUCAGUGCCAACAUCAGAGACAUGACCGGCUACAGCCCGCUGCCUGUCUUCAAGCUGUGCUGGAAAUACUUGACCCCAGCUGUGUGCACUGCUACCUUUCUGUUUUCCGUCUUGCAGUGGUCUCCACUGAAGCUGGGGAAAGGUCUGGUUGCUCCAACCUGGGCCACCACACUGGGCUGGUUACUUACACUUUCCUCCGUCUCCCUGAUUCCCAUCUGGGCCAUCUACGCCAUGGCCACCACCCCGGGAACCCUACCACAGCGCUUCAAACAGCUGUGCAGCCCUGCCAAAACCUCAUCGCUGCCCUCCCGCCACUUCCCCAACAACAACUCUGCACUCCCCUACGGUCCUGCAAUGCCCCUGACUGAGAAGCCAAAGUAGCCAAUCAACAACAUCAUCCAGGAUCAUAUGACCUGAUAAGUGGUCAGUGACGAUGUAACACUGGAUCCUGGUCAGCCAGUCAGGUGUGGCGAAGGGGAGGGUCGAGGUUAGAGUUAAUGCCCCGGGUCCCAGUUGAAAGAUAAGCUCACCCAAAAAUGAAAACUCCCACUCCCAUGCCGAUGGAAAGUCGAGGGAAGUUUCAUAGUUCACAAAACCUUCAUGGAGCUUCACAGCAAAUUGGGGACUUGUUUUGAAGAGGUCAUAUUGUGCUUUUGGGGUCUUUGCUUUUACUUUAUUGUGUUCUGAAGCAUUUCAGAACAGUCUUUAAAGUGAAAAGACCCAGAUUCCAGGCCAAAGGGAGUUCCUCUCUCCCACAGAAAACACUUAUCCUGCACUGCCUGAAACGCCUGGUGAAAUAUAUACGCUCCAGUCAGUCAGCAGACAUACAGUUGCUCCUGCUGUAGCAUGUACCUUCCUCAGCAUGACCCACCCUACACUGCCUCUGAUUGGCUACAUCCUGCCUGUGAAGUAAUGCACAUGUGCAACUCGCACUAAAAAUUGAACAGGAGCGAGAUAUCUCACAAUGACAGUGUGAAAAGGGAUGCUGCAGCUAUGCACCGUAUGAGAAAAAUAAUGUGUUUUUUGAAAAUGAAUUCAUGUAAACCUAUUCCACUAGGAGCACGGAAUACGAGUAUGGACAAGAACAUUUGCAUAACAUGACCUCUUUUAGAAGUAAUAAGACAACAGAAAGAUAAAGUGAUCUUAAACCUUAACUAUAACUGCUAUGCUAAAUUUAGCAUGCACCCCAUAUUAGAAACCAUGUAUUAAAGCAAGUCCCCAUGUACUUCAGUUGUUUAGAAGAAUCCUGCUACACUGUUUUGCUGUGAUGCUGCAAAGCUUUACCUGACUUUCCAUCAGCACAGGGCCGAAUUUUACUUUAUGGGAAAUCCGUUCCAUUGUGGGGCUAAAUGCCCUUUGGUCCACUACUGCAGACUAAACAUGGUGUAACAGACUGCAGAUGCAUAUUUCACCUCAGUGAUCUGUUGUGUAAUAGAGCACUGAGGUGAUUCUUACCAGGUACCUAAAUUGGGAGACAGUUUACCUUACCCUUAAGACCUGUCCCACCUCCUGUUACCAGCUACCAGAGACAGUUAUUCUAGACAGCACACACUCCUCAAUCUUUUGCUUAAAAUCCAAAACGUUUCUGUUUACCAGUUGAAUCACUGUACUCGCGGACCAUUUAAUCACAGCACCGCUAGCCAUCUAGCUAAGUAGUAACGCUAAUGUUUUCCUUUUUUCUUUAUUUUGCCAGCAUUAGGGUAACUUAGCCUACCACUCUGCUCUCCAUGAGAGAUGACAGUAUGCGUUAGCUUGUGUGCUUAGCUCUCCACUGAAUAUUUCUGGUGUCAUCUGGCUCUGUGAGUCAGACAUGUUUUAUAAAGUCAUUUGUCUUUUGUAUGUAUGCUGCACCAUUUGUGACUGGCAUAUCAUGGAGUUCAAAUGGUUCAUAACAUGCCUUACAUCGAGACCAAGUGGUGCUAAUGCAAGAGUUGCAUUAGACAAAUACAACUUCUUACUGCCAAUAUAUCAAGUGCUCAACUUGGUGUCAUGGUUCUACGUUAUCACUGAAAACAAACAUUGAAAUGUGCAGUAAUUGUCUUCAUCCAUUCUACAGAUUUGUCUUGUUUAAAGAAAGUGGGAAGGAAAGUUGAUCAUACUUUUUAUUUAGUCGUGAGCUGCUGUCUUAAAUGCAUCCAUUUUAUGUGUAGUUUCUGCAAAAUAGAAAGCAUUAUCAGAAUAUCUUUGUACUGUACCAAAAAUAAUUAUAACUUAUCAAGCUGGGAAACAUGCAAUCAUAGUAUCUAAACCAGCAAACAAUUUGAAUUAUCGCUGCUGUCUUGUUGACAAAACAGUUUUUAUUCUAUGCCACAGAUGUUUAACUAAAAAUUUCAAAGUAGAUUUUAAUGAGAAAAUGACUGCAAAAUAACUGAAUCACUCCGACGUGAAUCAAUCUUAGGCAUGGCAACAUGCAGUAAGUGAAGAAAAGACCUCUCUGCAGAGUACGGAUGUUUAUAUUUUUCAGGAGAGUGUAGUGAAACAUCAUGUCAGAUUUAUUGUUAUGUGUUACAAUGUUUGUCUUUUUCCUUCAUCAACCUUCUGAUGCAGAGAGAAAACAAGAGUGUCCUCUGUUUAAAUCGACAGUGCUGUGUUUCUAUCAAAAAAAAGACAUAUCUGCUUCUAGUUUAUAAUCAUUUCUCCAUACCUUGUACAUAAAAACAACUUAAGUUCAUAAUGUUCCUUUUCAUAUAUCACUUUUAUAGAGGCUUUAAAAUGUCAGAAGGCAGUGUUUCCCCCGGGAAUUCUAACAGCAGCUAAGUGUGUGUGUGUGUGUGUUUACUUUGCGCAUCCGUUCACACAAGAAGGGCUGUCGCAGUACAAUCUACACAGGAUAUGUCAACACUGGCCAAAAAUUACAUUGAUCUGAAGUAAAUACAGAAAUUGAAAUGUGCUUUCUGUUUUUUUUAAUGAGCAUGUGUUGAAUAUUUGGACAUUAUUGAAUCAGCCAAAACCAACGCCUGCGCCACAUAAAGAACUCCCAGUCACAUCCGCUAACAAACACACAACCUCUCUGUGGCCCUUUAUUACAUGAGAUCACACAAUAGAGCUCUCUCUAUGCUGCCUUUGUUUAUUUACAACAGACUAAAUGGUGGCAAUGCCCAGGGAUGUCAGAUCUAUAAUCCGCGACCUUCCCAGACUCUUGCCUAUUUAAAGGUGCAGCAUGUAAAAAUUGGCUAGUUCUCAAAAUAUAGGUAUGAGCAAAUUAACAGAAUAACCUCCAACUGCUGUGGAAUGUAGCUGUUGUUAGCUCGGUUAGCCGUGCAGCCGGCGUUCCUGAAUGUGAACUUGGACCACAGGCAAAUUUUGUUACCUAGGCUGCUAGCACAUCACCUUCUGACCGGCACGGGCCAUGGCUAGCUAGUCAGCACACUAACUUGAUCAUGACAUCCAAACUGUUAUUUCUUCACAUUCUGUUGACGCGGCGAUGUUUCCAGCUAAAAUUAUUACAUAUUGCACCUUUUUUAAGUAGAGAUCAUGAGUUUUAUGGAGACUUUUAUAGAGGCCGCGGCGUGAAUCAGUUAGCCGUGGUGCUGCGCUGCAGUUAAACGCAUCCAGGGGGAAACACUGUGCAAAGAAGGUGUUCUGAAUAAUUGACUUUGCCUUUUGCUUUUUUUUUUCCCAUCACCGUGAGGUCUUUACAGAGUCUCAGCGGACUUUGGGUUAUGAAAUCACCGCAAACUUUUAAGUCUAGGACAGAAUGUACUCUUCACUGGGAAAACAUCGUAAUAUCCAAAAGCUGAGGGACGGGGAUUUUUUUUUUCUUGGGUGUGAUGUGUUUGAUAAUACAAACUUGAAGCUGCUGUGUUUCCUCAAACUGUCACUCAAUUGAGAUCCUCUUCACACGCUCCUCUGAGAUUAAUUUAACGAGAAACAAAGUGCUAAACCCAUCUGGUGUCUCUUUUACAGAAAAAAAGGCUUUCAUUUACUUCCAGUUGAUCCAGGUGUGUUGUUGUCUCCGUUUACAGGUGUAGUGAUGCACCUCUUUAUUUUAAAAAUGGGCUUCUUUUGUAUGCACUAUUGUUAUUUUCUUUUUUAAAAUUUAAAUAUACAUAUACAUUGUGGAUAAAAA
Molecule: messenger RNA, 6037 nt
Organism: Acanthopagrus latus (yellowfin seabream)
Lineage: Eukaryota; Metazoa; Chordata; Actinopteri; Spariformes; Sparidae
Product: sodium- and chloride-dependent GABA transporter 2-like
Exons: 15
Coding region: 493-2349 (618 amino acids)
Biological process (GO): sodium ion transmembrane transport
Cellular component (GO): membrane
Source: RefSeq, a predicted model, not a curated record